This is a messenger RNA of Chrysochloris asiatica (Cape golden mole), 1371 nucleotides long. It is a transcript of the gene ZC3H15, whose product is annotated as zinc finger CCCH-type containing 15. Gene Ontology annotation, molecular function: mRNA binding; metal ion binding. NCBI's taxonomy places the organism in Eukaryota, Metazoa, Chordata, Mammalia, Afrosoricida, Chrysochloridae. The record is from RefSeq and is a predicted model, not a curated record. Gene Ontology annotation, biological process: cytoplasmic translation. The transcript is spliced from 10 exons. The coding region runs from base 1 to 1371 and encodes 456 amino acids. Gene Ontology annotation, cellular component: cytosol.
AUGCCCCCCAAGAAACAGGCUCAGGCCGGGGGCAGCAAAAAGGCAGAACAGAAAAAGAAGGAGAAGAUCAUCGAAGUGAGUAUCCACCCCACCUCCCCCACUCACACCACGAGCCCGCGGGGAAGCUGUUUCCCGGCUCCCGGUUCCCCUGCUCGCGUCUUCCGGGACAAAACUUUUGGUCUAAAGAAUAAGAAAGGAGCCAAGCAACAGAAGUUCAUCAAGGCUGUCACCCAUCAAGUUAAAUUUGGUCAACAAAAUCCACGUCAGGUAGCACAAAGUGAAGCAGAAAAGAAAUUGAAGAAAGAUGACAAGAAGAAGGAAUUGCAGGAGUUAAACGAACUCUUCAAACCUGUAGUUGCUGCUCAAAAAAUAAGUAAAGGUGCAGAUCCGAAAUCUGUGGUAUGUGCAUUCUUCAAGCAAGGGCAGUGUACUAAAGGAGAUAAGUGUAAGUUCUCUCAUGACUUGACUCUGGAGAGAAAAUGUGAGAAGCGAAGUGUUUACAUUGAUGCAAGAGAUGAAGAACUUGAAAAAGAUACCAUGGAUAAUUGGGAUGAGAAAAAACUGGAAGAAGUAGUAAACAAGAAGCACGGUGAGGCGGAAAAGAAAAAACCAAAAACUCAAAUAGUGUGCAAGCAUUUCCUUGAAGCUAUUGAGAACAACAAGUAUGGCUGGUUUUGGGUAUGCCCUGGAGGGGGCGAUAUGUGCAUGUAUCGUCAUGCACUUCCUCCUGGAUUUGUGUUGAAAAAAGAUAAAAAGAAAGAAGAGAAAGAAGAUGAAAUUUCAUUAGAAGACCUCAUUGAAAGAGAGCGUUCUGCCCUAGGUCCAAAUGUUACCAAAAUCACUCUAGAAUCUUUUCUUGCAUGGAAAAAAAGGAAAAGACAAGAAAAGAUUGAUAAACUUGAACAAGAUAUGGAAAGAAGGAAAGCAGACUUCAAAGCAGGGAAGGCACUAGUGAUAAGUGGUCGUGAGGUGUUUGAAUUUCGUCCUGAACUGGUUAAUGAUGAUGAUGAGGAAGCAGAUGAUACCCGUUACACCCAAGGAAUAGGUGGUGAUGAGGUGGAUGAUUCUGUGAGCAUUAAUGACAUCGAUCUAAGCCUGUACAUUCCCAGAGCUGUAGAUGAGACAGGGAUUACAGUAGCCAGUCUUGAAAGAUUCAGCACAUAUACUUCAGAAAAAGAUGAAAACAAAUUAAGUGAAGCUUCCGGAGGUAGGGCAGAAAAUGGGGAAAGAUGUGAUUUGGAAGAGGACAACGAAGGUGAGGAACAGGAAAAUGGGGCCCUUGAUGCUGUUCCUGUUGAUGAAAACCUUUUCACUGGGGAAGAUUUGGAUGAACUAGAAGAAGAAUUAAACACACUUGAUUUAGAAGAAUGA